CUGCCCUCUGCGCGCGCAGCGCUCCCGUGAGGCAGUGCGAGGCGCGGAGCGCGGCGGCGGGUUUCUGAGGCGUGCGAACGGAGCUUCUAGAGUUUUAAGAUCUGUUUGAGAACGGUUCUUAAAUCUGAAGCCUGAUGUUGCCUGCAGUAGGUUGAUCGUCUCUGGACAUUGAUUCCUGUGUGAAUGGCGGAUGCCGAUUUGAGUCGCUGAGGAGAAGUCAGAUUCUAAAAAUAUUUUUUCCUUUCUCUAUGGACUUAAUAUAAAAUUAGUUUCGUUUGUGUUUUGGGUUUAUUUUCUAAAUAGCAACAUAAACCCUUAUCUGUUACAAAGAAAUUGGGUACUUAGACCAUGAGUUGUGGAAAAGAGUUUGUGGAAACAUUAAAAAAAGUCAAUUAUCCCAAAGCUGAUACUCUUAAUGGGGAAGAUUUUGACUGGUUGUUUGAGACUGUUGAAGAUGAAUCAUUUCUGAAGUGGUUUUGUGGGAAUGUGAAUGAACAGAAUGUAUUGUCUGAAGAAGAAUUGGAAGCUUUUAGCAUUCUUCAAAAAUCCGGCAAGCCUAUCCUAGAAGGAGCAGCAUUGGAUGAAGUUCUUAAAACCUGUAAAACUUCUGAUUUGAAGACAUGUAUCUUGGAUGACAAAGAGCUAGAGAAAUUAGAGAUUGAGGUUCAAACUCUGCAGAAAUUGAAGAACCUAAAAAUUCAGCGACGUAAUAAAUGCCAGUUGAUGGCUUCAGUAACAAGCCACAAAUCUCUGAGGUUAAAUGCUAAAGAAGAAGCGGCCGCUAAAAGGCUGAAGCAGAGUCAAGGGAUUCUAAAUGCUAUGAAUACCAAGAUAAAUAAUGAACUUCAGGCUCUUACUGAUGGAGUUGCUAAAUUGAUGAUGUUCUUCAGACAUUCUAAUUUGGAUCAAAGGACGAAUCCACUGGUGUUUUUAUCUCAGUUUUCCUUGGAAAAAUAUCUAAGCCAGGAAGAGCAAAGCACAGCAGCAUUAACUUUAUAUACCAAAAAACAGUUCUUUCCGGGUAUACAUGAAGUAGUUGAAAGUUCAAAAGAAGAAAAUUUUCAACUUUUAGAUAUACAAGCACCAUCUAUUUGUGAUAAUCAAGAAAUCCUUGAGAAGAGAUGGCUAGAGAUGGCUAGGCUGCAGCUAGCCUACGUUUGUGCUCAACAUGAGUUAAUUCACUUGAAAGCAAGUAAUUUGAGCAUGAAGUCAAGUAUACAGUGGGCAGAGGAGAAUCUUCAUAGCCUCACUAGCAAGGCUCUUGGCAAAGAUAAUUUGGAAGCUAAAAUUUCUAACUUGAGUAGUGAGAUUCUGAAACUUGAAGAACAAAUCUCUCAUAUGAAAGAUAAAAGUUUGCCUGCUGUGGUAAAAGAGAAUGCCCAGUUAUUGAAUAUGCCAGUUGUAAAGGGAGAUUUUGAUCUACAGAUUGCUAAACAAGACUAUUAUACAGCAAGACAAGAGUUAGUUUUAAAUCAGUUGAUAAAGCAAAAGGCAUCUUUUGAACUUCUACAAUUAUCAUAUGAAAUUGAAUUGAGAAAGCAUCGGGACAUAUAUCGUCAACUUGAACAUUUGGUUCAAGAGCUUAGUCAAAGUAAUACCAUGCUCCACCAGCGAUUAGAAAUGCUAACAGACCCAUCAGUAUCUCAGCAGAUAAAUCCGAGGAAUACCAUUGAUACCAAGGACUUUUCUACCCAUAGGCUUUAUCAACUUUUAGAAGGAGAGAAUAAGAAAAAAGAAUUAUUUAUAACCCAUGGAAACCUGGAAGAAGUGGCUGAGAAAUUAAAAAAGGAUGUUUCUUUAGUACAAGAUCAAUUGGCAGUAUCUAUUCAAGAACAUUCUUUCUUUCUGUCCAAACUGAAUAAUGAUGUGGAUAUGCUUUGUGAUACUUUGUAUCAAGGAGGAAAUCAGCUUUUGCUUAGUGAUCAGGAGUUAACAGAGCAGUUACAUCAAGUUGAAUCCCAACUGAAUAAGCUAAAUCAUCUUCUUAGUGAUAUUCUUGCUGAUGUGAAGACAAAAAGAAAAAUUUUGGCAUCUAAUAAACUGCAUCAAGUGGAAAGAGAAUUAUAUGUAUAUUUUUUAAAAGAUGAAGAUUAUCUGAAAGAUAUUGUGGAGAAUUUAGAAAACCAAUCAAAGAUUAAGGCCGUUGGUCUUGAAGAUUGAAAAUUACUAAAAACUGAAUCUUUACUACAUAUGCUGUUUUAAUAUUUUAUAUAUUAGGAAAAUAUAGCUAAUAAACCCUACUAAAAUUUUAAAUUUGAGGCCCAUGGAACAUUUCAUUUAAUUCAUUCAAGUAUUACAUCGUUUGGUUUUUUCCUUAUAUAGUAUGUUCAAAGUACCGCCAGUGCUUUUUAUGAAUUAACCAUUUGCUUGGUGGCAAUUAGUUCAGGUAACCUUUUACUUACAGGGAAAAAGCAUUAUUAUAUAAUGCAAAUAUUUCUUAAUAGAAUUAGUUCUAGCUCUCCUUUACUUUUUUUUUAGAAAUAGAAAUUUUCUGCUGUUAUAUAUUUUAAACUUUUGUAGAACUUUGAAUCAGCAUUGUUAAACCUGUGGACCCUAGUAUACGGAAGAGCCAAGUCCCCUCAUAUUUGGGUAUAAAGUAAAACUCAGCCACUCAAACUGUGUAAUUCCUUAAUUCCCUGCUAUAGACUUUGAGACUCGACUCCUGUUUGCAUCCCAAAGAAUGUCACGUGUCCUUCGACCAUUGUUCAUUUUAGCAGCUGUGUCCUGGGGGCUCAAAAUUUCUGCAGGACAGAUCUUAGCGGUUUUGGACUUCAGUGUGACUUGCACAUUUUGAAAAUACCGUACAAGUGGUUUCUCAGAGGAUGUAUAAUGCUAUUUUAAUCGGUUUCUCUGGAGUGAAAAUAGUUAAGUGUUAGAUUGUAUUAGUUGGGGUACAGAUGUAUUCUUUGGACAAUUAGAAAUUAUUUUGAAUGGUAUGAAAUCCUUUGAAGUAGCUUAUUUAUCAGUUGUGACAUCAAAUGCUUCUUGAGUGCUUGAUUUAUAUGUGGCCUGUGGUAUAUACUAUGUAAGCUUUACAGAGGAAGAAGGUAGAGCUAUUACCUUCAAGAAUAUUCCUAAAAAAAAAAAAUUUCCUGUUCCAGAAUAUCUUGCCUUUUUAAUAUGGAAUGCCAGUCUAAACGCCAUGCAUUUUAGGUGGUCCUUGUGGAAUUCUUUAGCUAUGAUCAUCAGAACAUGGGUAUGCUUAGGUGAUAAGUCUUGAUAAUUUUUAUAAUCUGUUGAACGAAAAUAUCUUGCCAAUUAUAGUAUUUGUACCUUAUUUAAAUAUUUAUAUUAAGUAGAUCUAAAUGUGUACGAAAAAUUUGUAACAAAUUUUGUCUAAGAUUUUGGUAUUAGCUCCUCAUGGGUGACUUUUGUUCCUUUUUAAGUUUUUUUUCCUCUUCUACAGUGGAAUAGAGAAUUUAUU
Messenger RNA from Zalophus californianus (California sea lion), 3424 nucleotides. RefSeq names its product HAUS augmin like complex subunit 3 (gene HAUS3). Gene Ontology annotation, biological process: spindle assembly; centrosome cycle. The transcript is spliced from 6 exons. The record is from RefSeq and is a predicted model, not a curated record. Bases 349 to 2160 code for a protein of 603 amino acids. Gene Ontology annotation, cellular component: mitotic spindle; HAUS complex; centrosome. Lineage: Eukaryota; Metazoa; Chordata; Mammalia; Carnivora; Otariidae.